GACGCGUGUUACCCAGAGGAUGGCGGACGCUGGCUUGCGCCGCGUGGUUCCCAGCGAUCUGUAUCCCCUCGUGCUCGGCUUUCUGCGCGAUAACCAACUCUCGGAGGUGGCCAAUAAGUUCGCCAAAGCGACAGGCGCUACACAGCAGGAUGCCAAUGCCUCUUCCCUCUUGGAAAUCUAUAGCUUCUGGCUCAACAGGUCCACCAAGGCCCCGAAGCGGAAGUUACAGGCAAACGGACCAGUGAAUAAGAAGGCUAAGAAGAAGACCUCAUCCAGUGACAGCAGCGAGGACAGCAGUGAGGAGGAGGAAGAAAAAGCUCAGGGACCUCCAGCUAAGAAGGCUGCUGUACCUGCCAAGCGGACCAGUCUGCCUCAGCAUCCUGGAAAGGUUGUGGCUAAAGCAUCAGAGAGUAGCAGUGAAGAAUCCAGUGACGAUGAUGAGGAGGAGGAAGACAAAAAGAAAAAGCCUGUCCAAAAGGGAGUUAAGCCCCAAGCCAAGGCAGCCAGAGCUCCUCCUAAAAAGGCCAAGAGCUCUGAUUCUGAUUCUGACUCAAGCUCAGAGGAUGAGGCACCAAAGAACCAGAAGCCAAAGACAACACCUGUGGCAGCUAAAGCUCAGGCUAAAGCUCCAGCCAAGCCAGGUACGCCAGCUCGAGCAGCACCUAAAGUAGCCAAUGGCAAAGUAGCUAGCAACAGCAGCAGCAGCAGCAGCAGCAGCAGCAGCAGCAGCAGCAGCAGUGACGACUCAGAGGAGGAGAAGGCAGCAGCCAUCCCCAAGAAGGUCUGGGCCAUAGCUUCUAUCAGGGAAAAGACUGUACCUAAAAAGCAAGUUGUGGCCAAGGCCCCAGUGAAGGCAGCGGCUACUCCUGCCCUGAAGAGUUCCAGCAGUGAGGAUUCUUCUAGUGAGGAGGAAGAAGAGCAGAAAAAACCUAUGAAGAAAAAACCAGGUCCCUACAGUUCAGUACCCCCACCUUCUGCUCCCCCACCGAAGAAGUCCCUGGGAACCCAGCCUCUCAAGAAAGCUUUGGAGAAGAAACAGCCUGUGGAAAGCAGUGAAGAUAGCAGUGAUGAGUCUGAUUCAAGUUCUGAGGAAGAGAAGAAACCCCUAGCUAAGGCAGUCAUCUCUAAAGCAGCCACUAAGCCAGCUCCAGCAAAGAAGGCAGCAGAGAGCUCUUCAGAUAGCUCAGACUCCGACAGCUCUGAGGAUGAAGCUCCUGCCAGGCCAGCCAGUACCACCAAGAAUUCCUCAAGUAAGCCAGCUGCCACUACCAAGCCACCUGCAGCUAAGCCAGCUGCAACUCCUAAGCCACCUGCAGCUAAGCCAGCUGCAACUCCCAAGCAACCUGCAGGCAGUGGCCAGAAGCCUCUGACCAGAAAGGCGGAUAGCAGCUCCAGUGAGGAGGAGAGCAGUUCUAGUGAGGAGGAGAAGACAAAGAAGAUUGUGGUCACCCCAAAGUCCAAGGUGACUGCCAAAGCAGCUCCAUCUGUGCCUGCCAAACAGGCUCCUCAGGGUGGUGGGGACAGCAGCUCUGAUUCAGACAGCUCCAGCAGUGAGGAGGAGGAGGAGGAAGAGAAGAAAUCUAAAUCCCCAGUUAAGAAGAAGUUGCAGAAAGCAGCAGAAGGUGUAGCCCCUUCCAAGGCAGCCUCCACAAAGAAAGUAAAGGCCGAGAGCAGCAGCAGUUCCUCCUCUGAUGAUUCAAGUGAGGAGGAGGAAGAGAAGCCCAAGGGAAAGAGCAAUCUAAAACCACAAGCCCCCAAGGCCAAUGGCACCUGUACGCCGACUGCUCAGAAUGGAAAAGCAGGCAGGGAAAGUGAGGAAGAGGAGGAGGUGGAAGAAGAGGAAGAAAAGAAAAAGGAAGCAGUGGCAGUUUCCAAGCCAGGUUCAGGAAAGAAGCGGAAGCAAAAUGAGGCUUCCAAGGAGACAGAGACACCUCAAGCCAAGAAGAUAAAGCUCCAGACCCCCAACACAUUUCCGAAAAGGAAGAAAGGAGAAAAAAGGGCAUCAUCACCAUUUCGAAGGGUCAGGGAGGAGGAAAUUGAGGUAGAUUCACGAGUAGCAGACAACUCCUUUGAUGCCAAGCGAGGUGCAGCCGGAGACUGGGGGGAACGAGCCAAUCAGGUUCUGAAGUUCACCAAAGGCAAGUCCUUCCGGCAUGAGAAAACCAAGAAGAAGCGGGGCAGCUACCGGGGAGGUUCCAUCUCUGUCCAGGUCAAUUCCAUUAAGUUUGACAGUGAGUGACCUGGGGCCAUCCUUGGCGAAACAGGGGUGGUGAUCAGAGACUGCUCACUUUCUUCAGUGGACUUGAGAACCCUCAGCUCCUUUAGGGUAGGUUGUUGGCGAGGACAGAAGUUUAGAGUGGGUCCUAAGACUUUGCAACAUAACAUCCUCUCUGGUCCUUUUCUGUGUUUGUUGUUCCUAGUUUUGUACAGAUUUGUUUUUGAGUGUUGAGUGGCAGGAACAAGGUAAGGGGAAUGUUAUUUUUUAAGAAAAUUUGUUUUAGUUGCCAUCCCUUUCUUCCUGUUCUGUGGAAGUCCUCAUACUGAGAAGUUUGUAUAUUUUAUAUUAAAGCAUUUCCUCGUGA
Molecule: messenger RNA, 2582 nt
Organism: Cynocephalus volans (Philippine flying lemur)
Lineage: Eukaryota; Metazoa; Chordata; Mammalia; Dermoptera; Cynocephalidae
Gene: NOLC1
Product: nucleolar and coiled-body phosphoprotein 1
Exons: 13
Coding region: 20-2239 (739 amino acids)
Cellular component (GO): nucleolus; nucleoplasm
Molecular function (GO): protein binding
Source: RefSeq, a predicted model, not a curated record